UUUAGAAAGUGCGGUUGUGAUAUGGCCUGAUAUAAGUCGAUUCUGUGAUUUCAAGCAUUUGAGGGUUGGUUGAAUGUUAGUACGAUUGAGCUGCCUAAGCGUUUUGUAUAAGUAUGAAGAUUGUGGGACAUAUUGAAAUACACAACCGCUCCCUUUCCUCCCUGAAUAUUCCAGGGAAAGGACGCAGUCAGUGGUCUUCCCUAGCCAUUGGAAAGCAACCAGGCACAGAAGCAGAAUUGUUUAUAGUGCACCAGUCAGCUCAGAAUAAGUUAGGAACAAAAUACAAGGUGAAGAAAAAUAUUGAACAGAUAUUCACCCGUUUUGUAAACGAAGGAAAGGCAACUAUCAGAUUCAAGUAUCCACCUCAUGACAUCUGCAUUAAAUGCGACUCCUUGCAACUGAAACCUUUUCUACAAACAUUGAAACUUGGUUUAGAAGAGACAGUUCCUACAAAAACUUUGAAGCUAUCCAAUAUCACUUGUACAUCCAAAGUGCCACCUAUACCAAAAACGAAACUUGUUGUAUUAUCCAAAGCAGCAUAUCCUGCUCUGGAGGGAUUUCCCAGAACUCUGCAAAUAUUGAAGAUAAACUAUGCAGAACAGAAAAGGUUUGAUACUAAGAUUCUGCGCUUACAGAAACUUAAAGUACUAGACUUGAGCCACAAUGACCUGACAUCCCUACCAGAAGAGCUGGGAACGCUUUCUUUAGAUUGUUUAUGCCUUUCUCACAAUAAAUUUGGUGAAACUCCAGCCCAGGAUCCAAGAUGGAACUGGAUCAGUGGUUUCAGAUUGGCUAAAUCAUUGGAGGUGCUGGAUCUCAGCCAUAAUGAGUUAAAGCUGCUACCGAAACAAAUAUCCAAGUUGAAAAAACUCGUUAUUCUGAAAAUUGAGAGGAAUCAGCUAAGCCAGUUGCCUCCAGGUUUAGGAAAUCUUUCAAAUCUCAGGUCCUUGGUGUGUGGACAUAACAGACUGUGCUACCUGCCUGGCAGCAUAAAGAGGUUGCACUUGGACUCCAUAGACUUGGCAUCCAACUCAUUUGAAUCUGUGAUAAAUAUGAGAAAUGCAAACAAUCUGGGAGUCCCCAGUCUUGUAGAGUGUGCUGCAAGGAAAGUUAUCAACUGUAGUGGGCAUAGAUACGUCAAGUUCUGUUUGCUGGCAGUGGGUGUCCUAACCUCCCUGUCAUUCAUCAACAGGGAUGGCUGAACCCACAACACAGGUCAAAGUCGGUCCUGCAUCUGAUCUCCAGUGAAUGGUAUGUUGUUUCCAAAUGCAACAAGUUAGGCAGUGUUGCAGUGAUAGAUAUCCUCAACCCUCUCUGUGCUAACUGACACUGCCAUAACUGCUCCCCGGUCUACAUAACUUGCAGUCAGUUUUUAAUAUCACUAAUUAAAAAACAUCAGAUGAAUUCUCUGUAACAUUUAUUGAAUGAUGGAAAAGGGGAAGGAAGGAAAACAUACUUUUACAGAUCUUGUAAUUAAUAUAUAAGAUACUUUCACAGGAUUGCUAAAAUCUAGGAGCAGUUUGAUCACUGUUCUUUACAGUACAGCUGUGUUCACAGUAGUGAAAUUUGCAACCAUUCAUAUAUUUGUUGCAUAUGUUCAUUAACAUCCAAGAUUUUUUGCAAACCUGAUAUGCAAAAUAUUUUACAUUAGAGAUGCCAAUUACCCUCCAUAUUUCCCAUUAACAUUAUCUACAUAUUAUAUUCACUGUUACAUAUUUUGGAAUUCCUAACUCAAAUUAAUAACUUACAAGGAUUAACAUAGUUUAAAGGUAUGAAUGCAAACUGUUUCUUCCAUUUAGUGCAUUGAUCUUUACCAGGAUUCUACAAGAGGAUAGGGGAUGACUGAGAAGAGUUCUAAAUAUAUUUCUAACAUACAACAGUGACAAAAUGUGAGCUACGACUCAUUUUACAGGCAUCUGUUUUACUUAUGCAGUAAGUCAAACACAAAAUUUGCAACAGGAGGUGGAAAUAUUACUUCAGAAGUUGGCAUCUCUGAUGCCAAAAAUAAUUAAAUUGGGACAGGGAUGUUACAAACAGGGGUGGAAAAAUAUUCCAAGAAAUUUUCAGGGUAAUAACGUUUUUCUUUUCUUCCCCCCCAAGUAAACUAGGUUCUUCAGCUGCCAGCUAAGAAAGCAAGCACUGGUUCAUUUAUAUACACCCUAACAGGAAAUUAUGAAUUCAAGUUUAAAACAGGAUGGAAGAAUGCCAAUGUCAGGCCCAAAGAACUGACUCAGUAAGAAAUGUGGCUGCUAGGGUGUAAAGGGGACCACACACUCCCUUGUAGAGUUUUGUAAGUGCAUGUACUGCCAUGGGCUUGUACAAAACCCGAUACAUGAAAAUUACUUUCUUCCAGGAUGACACCACACAGUCUGGUGGAUCAUUACAGCAUUUUGAAUACUGUCUCAUCUUCAGGUAGAAGAGUAAGCCAAGCAUGGAAGAAAGUGCUACAGAAAAUGACCUGCACUAGAGGGAGCCAACGGCAAUAAGGAAAACUGCGGGGGGGGGGGAUCCUCAUAUAGCUUACUCUUCUGCCCUGAAAAUGGGGGAAACAGGUUUAUCUGAAAUGUUGAUAAUGAUCUACCAACAUCAUAUCUAAGAAGACAGCAACCUUCAUAUUCAUCACUGUAUCUCAAAUCUCACAAGAAUAUAUCAUCUACAGUGUGACCACAAAGAUAAAUUUUGUACUUCACAAACUUCCAUUAAUUGCAGGAAAAUUAUUACAAGUAACUGCCAUGUGAUUAUCAACAUACAUUGAAACCUCCAUUUAAGGUUUCUUUGGGGAACAGUAUUCUUGCACAUAACG
Cryptotermes secundus is the source of this 2803-nucleotide messenger RNA. RefSeq names its product leucine-rich repeat protein 1 (gene Lrr47). Gene Ontology annotation, molecular function: protein binding. The coding region runs from base 114 to 1202 and encodes 362 amino acids. The transcript is spliced from 6 exons. The record is from RefSeq and is a predicted model, not a curated record. Lineage: Eukaryota; Metazoa; Arthropoda; Insecta; Blattodea; Kalotermitidae.